Messenger RNA from Coregonus clupeaformis (lake whitefish), 1551 nucleotides. RefSeq names its product tektin 3 (gene tekt3). Gene Ontology annotation, cellular component: sperm flagellum; nucleus; microtubule cytoskeleton. The record is from RefSeq and is a predicted model, not a curated record. The transcript is spliced from 7 exons. Bases 24 to 1502 code for a protein of 492 amino acids. Gene Ontology annotation, biological process: cilium movement involved in cell motility; cilium assembly. NCBI's taxonomy places the organism in Eukaryota, Metazoa, Chordata, Actinopteri, Salmoniformes, Salmonidae.
AGCCCUGAGAAGAAGAGUGACAGAUGGAGCUGAUGGGAUCCACCCUGACGGCGGAGUACGCCCGGCCCAAAGCCAGCCACUUCUUCCCAGCCAUCUCCACCAUGGUGUCCUCCUACCGGAACAACCAGCCCGCCCUGGCCAUGAACCCAAGUGCCAACCAGCCCUGGAGGACUAACGCCUACUACCGCACAGGCAGCGCUGCCACCAUCCCCGCCCUCUCCUCCAUCCAGAGGGAGAACCUAGGCUUCGACCUGGUCCGGGCCAAGACCAUGUUCUACCCAUCAAACCGGUCAGCCAUGACCACCCGUUACACCCCAGACGACUGGUACAAGUCCAACCAGAGCAACUACCGUGAGUCAGAGUCGUCCAGGAACAGUGCUGAGCGGCUGAGGAGAGACACCAUCAGGCUGAUGCAGGAUAAAGAGCAGCUGACCAGGAGGACCCAGGAGACCACCAGUAAGAACAUCGGGGAACGCCUCAACGACAUCAGCUUCUGGAGGUCAGAGUUGAACCAUGAGAUAGACAACAUGGUGAGCGAGAUCAUGGCCCUCACUGAGGUGAAAAGAAGGCUGGAGAGAGCCUUGCAGGAGACCGAGGGGCCCCUGCAGGUGUCCCAGGAAUGCCUGUAUCACAGAGAGAAGCGAAUGUCCAUCGAUCUGGUUCACGACAACGUGGAGAAAGAUCUCAUAAGGGAAGUGGAAACCAUUAAGUCAUGCCAGGAGAGGAUGAGGAGACAUCUAGACAAAGCCAUCGCUCAACUAGCGUCAAACCGAGCAGCUCAGCACGAGCUGGAGAGAGACCUCAGUGAUAAGGUGACAGCCCAGAGGAUAGAUAAUAGGUGUCACCAUCUCAGGAACGCGUCAGACGGGAUCAGCUACUACAGAGGGAUCGAGAGACUGGACCCAUCGCUCUCCCUGCCCAACUCGUGGUCUAAGUUCACGGAUGACAACAUCCUUCACUCCCAGAGCGAGCGGGCGGCGUCCCACAAGCUGCGUGACGAGAUCGAGAUCCUGCUGAACGCCACGUCCAACGAGAUGUGGAAACAUUUCAACACGGUCAACGUGGCCUUCACCAACCGCAUGUCAGAGACCGCCGACGCCAAGAACAGCCUGCAGACACACCUGGCUAAGACCCUCCAGGAAAUCUUCCAGACAGAGAUGCUCAUAGAGAGCCUGAAGAAGGCUCUGAGAGACAAGGAGUGCCCCCUGAAGGUGGCCCAGACCAGGCUGGACGAGAGGACACGCAGGCCCAACGUGGAGCUCUGCAGGGACAACCCACACCACAGACUGGUGGGAGAAGUGAGGGAGAUAGAGGACACCAUCCACAAGCUGCGUGAGAGGCUGCUGGAGGCAGAGAACACCCUGCAGAAGCUGGUGAAGACCAAGGCUGCCCUGGAGCAUGACCUGUCCAUCAAGGCUAACUCCCUGUUCCUGGAUCAGGAGAAGUGCAUGGGCAUAAGGAAGAGCUUCCCCAGUACCCCACGCCUGGUGGGAUACACCUAAAGCCAUCACAUAGUACUGUACAUGUAUACCACAGGAGGUUGGUGGCAUC